CGCCUGUCAGAAUAUCAAGGCCGUAGUGGUAGCCAAGGGACUUGCAAGUUGCUUCUGCUGUUUUACAUUACGAAAGUUGAAUGUACUGAUAGUAUUUGGAGUCGUUUAUUUCAUACCGCCGGGCAGUCGCUUGGAUCCUCUCAUUCAUCUCAGCUGCAAAAUUUGUGUUUUUUUCUCGACACGUCUUAAACGAAUUUUCCUUUUUCAGUUCGUUUUACGCGGCCUUGCCGGAGAUGUCGCAUCACAGCGAGGAGAACUUGCUGACGGCGUCGGGCGGGUCUUUUUGGGAGCCUGGCAUUUACAAACGGACUACAAAACGUAUUGAGGAUGGCAACCGACUGUGCACGGACCUGGUCCAAUUGGUGAUGGACCGGGCCGAGAUCGAAAAGAAUUACGCAAAGAAUCUCAAAGCCUGGUCAAAGAAGUGGAACGAGCUCAUCGAGAAAGGACCUGAAUACGGAACGACGGAAGCAGCCUGGAAAGGAGUCCUUGUGGAGUCGGACCGUCUUUCUGACUUGCAUACCAAAAUUAAGGACCAUCUGUCGGAGGAUGUUCCCGCUCAGAUCAAAAGCUGGCAAAAGGAAGCCUACCACAAGUCGAUGAUGGUGUUGAAAGAGAAGAAAGAAAUGGACGACUGCUUUAAAAAAGCCCAGAAACCAUGGGUCAAGAUCCUAAAUAAAGUGGACAAGGCCAAAUUGGACUACCAUAACGCGUGCAAAGCUGAACGAUCGGCUUCCAAUCAGGAGAGGAACGCUACCGGAGACAACGCAGUUUCGCCCGAACAGGUCCGCAAACUGCAAGAACGCGUCCAGCGAGCCAAGGAGGAAGUGCAACGAACCAAGGAGAAGUACGAGGCCGCCUUGCAAGAGAUCAACUCAUACAACCCCAAGUACAUGGAGGACAUGCAAGAAGUGUUUGACAAGUGCCAGCAAAUGGAGGCCCAGCGACUCACUUUCUUCAAAGAAGUUCUAUUCAAUAUUCACAAAGGAUUGAAUAUCAGUCAGGAUCCAACGUUACCGCAAAUCUACGAAGAAUUAUACCACACAGUCAACAACGCCGACCACGACAAGGACCUCAAGUGGUGGUCAUUUAAUCACGGAGUCAACAUGGGCAUGAACUGGCCACAGUUUGAGGAUUAUUCGGAAGAAUUCCGCGACAUUGGCGGCGUCAAAGGAAAAGGCAAAGCGCAACUACCCGAAGGCGCCAUCACUCUCAUCAAUCAGCGUAUCGUCACCGACGACCUUCCCGAACCCGGAUCGACCCAAACGGGUUUGGAUAAGGGACGCAAAGGGAGCACGAAAAAUGCCGAAAGCCGUUCGAUUGGAGCCGUGGCAUCGACUUUGAGUAGCGGCAGCAGCAACUCGGGCGGCAAAAGUCCUGGCACUGGUACGAUCGGCAACAACGGCAAUGCCGAUAAGAACAACAGAAGUGGAGAAAGUGCAAACGUCAGCAACGGAACGACAAACCGACCGGAAGGCAACCCAUUCGAGGAGGAAGAAUGGGACGAAUAUCCCAACGAAGCCCUGGUCGAUAACGGAGAACCGGGCGUUCCCGUCAAAGCUCUUUACGACUACGAGGGUGCGGAAUUUGACGAAUUGAGCUUCAAAAAAGGCGAUGUUUUUGAAAAGCUGGAGGAUGAAGACGAACAAGGCUGGUGCAAAGGUCGUAAAGACGGGAGAGUGGGUCUCUAUCCGGCCAAUUACGUCGAAACUGUCGAUUGAGAAAAUAUGCUGGAGAUACGUGCCGAAAAAUGAAAGAAUGUGAAAGGCAUCGUUUUCUUUUUGUUGUUGGUCUUCAUUAUCAUCCAUCGUCGACUCUUUGCAUCAUUCGUUACAUUUUCGAUCGCUAAUCCUAUAAUCAACUUCACCUCCCGAAAACACACAUCUAGAGACAACCGACUUUUGCUUUUUUGUUUUCGAAAAAAAAAAUUAUCCAUCAAAUGAUUUUCAAUAAGUUUAUAAUGCACGUCUCUCUCUUUCUCAGCCUUUCCAGUACCAAAACUUAAAUAUGGCGCGCGUGAGUGUGUGUGAGUGUCUUGUGUGUUUGAUGAUGCCAGCCGAGAAUGAAUCAUUCUGCCAGUCGUUUUUCUUCUUAUUGGCCUCUCAACUCUUUAACCUAUUAGUAGCUGACAUCAUCGACGACAUCCUCCCUUCCUGUCUUACACAUAUUAUGUCACUCUUUCCUUUUUUUUGGCAGCUGUUGUGUAUCCACACAUCUCGUCUGGCACCUUCGAUGUUAGGUUGGCAUUGCGGACCCUCCCCCUCUCCUUGUGUGCGUAGUCCUCUGCGUCUCACACCGACACGCGUAUCACCCAUGUGCCCGUCUUCCUCGUUGAUUAACUUGCAAAAGUCUGACACCUUGUUCGCAGUUAAACUAUAAAAAAAAAAAAACGAAAAAAACGAAAAAAAAGCAAAAGAAAAUGAUAGUUUAGUUUCUUCACAUAAACACUACCCAACCAACUGACACACACACACAUACUUUGCAUACUAUAUAAUAAUUGUCUCGUGUAUUGUAUAAAACAAACAAUUUAGGGCUUUGUUAAUGAACAUAUUAACCUUGUCAUUCCCUUCCCCUUGAGUUGAAUAUUAAAGGAUAGAGGGCGGAGUUAUAGGAGUUUGCUCUUAUUUUUGCCUCUUCUCUCUCUCUCUCUCUGUGUGUGUUGACCAGUUCCGCCUUAAUUUUUUUUGUUUUUCUUGUACCACUACCUUCUUUGCAGUUUUUCUCCUUUGGGUUUAUUUUUAUUUCUUCUUUUUUGUGUGGGUCGGCUGCUCAACAAACAUGUUAGCACUUGCGUCUCCUCCGCCCCCCUCCCCCAUUGGACUUUUGUGUGUAUGUUUUUCCUUUUGUUUGUUUUUCUGUUUGGUCUCUCAUCGACGAUGAUGAAACAGGAAUGCCAGAGAAGAAGUGAGAAGAGAAAACGCAUCGAUUUUUAUUUUGCGUUAUUUUGAUUACGAUUCCAAAAAGCCCACAAACGCUACAUUUUUGUUUGUUUGGUUGCUUCUUCUUUCGCCUUUUUCUUUCUUUUUCUUUUCUAAGUUUAUCUGUUUGUCUGUCCCUGUCCUUCUCUCCAAGACCCAAGAUUAAACUAUAUCAGUGUGCUUA
Messenger RNA from Daphnia magna, 3102 nucleotides. It is a transcript of the gene Synd, whose product is annotated as protein kinase C and casein kinase substrate in neurons protein 1. Gene Ontology annotation, molecular function: protein binding; phospholipid binding. Gene Ontology annotation, cellular component: cytoplasm; endosome; plasma membrane. Lineage: Eukaryota; Metazoa; Arthropoda; Branchiopoda; Diplostraca; Daphniidae. The record is from RefSeq and is a predicted model, not a curated record. Bases 234 to 1721 code for a protein of 495 amino acids. The transcript is spliced from 9 exons. Gene Ontology annotation, biological process: plasma membrane tubulation; cytoskeleton organization; regulation of endocytosis.